Ornithodoros turicata is the source of this 1925-nucleotide messenger RNA. RefSeq lists its product as uncharacterized. The coding region runs from base 323 to 1111 and encodes 262 amino acids. The record is from RefSeq and is a predicted model, not a curated record. Lineage: Eukaryota; Metazoa; Arthropoda; Arachnida; Ixodida; Argasidae. The transcript has 12 exons.
UUCACGACAACGACGAAGAAGAAGGAGCUUGGGGCCAUAACAUCGUUGGAGCCCUUCUGCAGCCUGUGAUGGAAGGAGUCCUCCAGAUGAGGGGUUGUCAGGAUGAACUUGAAGAGAAACAGGAUAAGAGUCUAAAGAUUCCGAACCUAUGGUGAAGAGAAAGGCGACACGUCUGCUCUUCUUGGCAAAACCUUUUAUGGAGUUGGAGCCGAAGCACCGCCAGCUUUGAUUUCGAAACACGAAUGUCCCGGAGACUCGCGCUUGUAAUUGCGUGGAGUUUCGCGUUUGUAGUUGGCAGAAAUUCUUUCUCGAACGUUUCGGGAUGCCCAGCUGCCUUGUGCAGCGCUGCAGAUCUCGUUCUCUGAAUAAGGAUCCCGGAGUUCCGUUUCAUGCGUUUCCGAAAUAUCAGGAACAACAAGCGAAAUGGAUUGAGGCCUUCGGAAAAGAUGUGGACUGGAUUCCGCCGAACUGGGCCAGAGUUUGCUCGAAGCUCUUUCGUCCCGAGGACCUCGACCGAACGUCAACAUCUUUUGUUCGUCUUCGUCCAGGCGCAGUUCCAACUGUCUUCUUACAGGGUCCGGAAUCCACUAGCACGGCCCCUGUGGAGGAAGAGUUUUCACUACAGCCGGCAGCUCUCCCAUCAUCAUCGGCACUUUUUCAGACACAGGAACAGGACAGAAAGACAGAAGUCAUUCAAUUUUGCUUCACCACAACAGGCCUUGUCCUCUUGACGUCUCUCGGCUGCUGUGGGACCGUCUUGUCAGUAUGGAUGUGGACGAGCCAGAAGAGGACAGUGGUGGUUCAUCUUCUACUGAGUGCCCAACCAGACCUUCCUGCAGCGAAAUCUGACAGGCUGAGGCAAUGUCCAGCAGCACUUCCCUGUUUGCGCCUUCUACGAGCGCACAAUCAUCACGAGUCUUGGAUAAGGCAGUACAGGAUGGAGACACCAAAGAUGAUACCGCCAGUUUCGACGGAGAUUCCGCUUGUGAGUCGUUCCUGCCACCUGAACUGUUGGAUCAUGCCAUCGGAGGCUACGAAGAGCACAUUGCCGACGUCAAACAACGUGUCACCGUACCAGGACUUGCAACAAACAUGCUUCAUACACGAGUAAUUUCGGAAAACAGCCUCUUCGCAAACUUACCGCUUGCCGUGCGACCCAUCGCGUGCGAACACGUUGAAGAAGUUGGAGACAUACGGCAUGACAUCGCUGACAACAUGAAGUCGCCACUCCCCAUUCGUGAAGAUGCCCUUCGAGAAUGCAGUCCUACAAGAUUUACAGCGGUGCCGAUUAUGCGUCCAGCACUCUGCGAAGUCACGGUGAACGUUAGUGUUCUGAACACCGAAGCUGUGCGUGACGUCAGACUAGAAAAACAGUCGCCCUGCAUGGUGCGACCUGAACCAGAAGUUCCGUUCGUCCCUGAUUUACCGCGUACAAGCGGGAUGCAGAACAUCGUCUCGGACCUCAAGAACUCUCUCGUGCUUCGAGUCCGGGAGAGAACACCCUUGAACAACGGCAGCAGCAUCGUCACGAAUUCUUCUUCGGAGCAAACAGAUGAAGCCCCUAAGGAUCCGAAUUCCAAGUUGGGCAAUUGGAAUACUGCAGAGGUGGAAAAACACGUUCCUAACAGUCAGACGCGGACGGACCACGUGCUCAAUGUCUGCGAAUCGACGCAGCCUGGACUGUUGCAGACUGGAAUUGGCUUCCAGGAACUUCUCUCUGCGUCCGUCGGCGUUGUGUUCUUUGUGAUCUACGCCUACUUAUGCUUUGUGCUCGCGUUGUACACGAAGGAUUUUUACGAGCGUGAGUUCCAGGACGUGCUCGAGUUUUUGUGAAAGGUAGACAACUGAACUUCAAUAUGUUCGAAAGUUACCAAAGUGGCUAGGCGUCCGGAUUCAAAUUCUGUUAAAAGCCUCUUUGCGUGCGA